CUCCAGAACUAAUGAUCGAUUCCACGUGAUUUUAUUUACAUGGAACUGUAUCAUGUGACAUAGGCUAUCUUCACGUCUUCGUUGAUAUAAAAUAGAAGUUAUUGGAUAGUUUCAAUCAGAUAGUUUUAUAUUAGAACAAUGAAUUAAUAGAAUACAAUAUAUCACACAAUGGAGGUAGUUGUUUAUAAUAGUUCUGAAGUCAACGGGACAUAUAAUAUAACUGACCAAGGUGGACAGGAUUACAGCGAUUAUCCAUAUUUGGGAGAACUUAAACAAGUUCCAGAAUGGGAAAUUAUUGUAAAAUCCUUACUUUUUGCAGUUAUUAUAUAUUUUUCACUGGUAGGAAAUUUUCUGAUAAUUGUCGUUGUAUUACGGAACCGGUCCAUGAGAACAACGACCAAUUACUACAUUGUAAAUUUGGCUGUGGCCGAUCUUCUCGUGACCGUCUGCUGUAUGUGGGUAUCGCUUGUUGAUGACGUAUCUGAAGGAUGGGUACUUGGAGCAUUUUUCUGCAAGAUCAACACUUUCACACAAGUAUUGUCCGUUGUGGCCAGUGUGUUGUCCUUGACAUUAAUAGCCUAUGACCGUUUCUUUGGUAUAGUAUUUGCAUUGAAAGCUCAUAUGACUGACAGGAGGGCACGAACGUCAUUGAUUCUUAUUUGGUUAUCCUCUGCAUUGAUUGCUUGUCCAACUUUAAUCUACAGACAACUUAAAAUACGGGUUUGGAAAGAUCAUACGGAACGCUGGUGUGACGAUGACUGGCCGGUAUCUAUUGGCUCUGACAACAAUGUAACAACACAUUCUAUACCAUCACGGACUGCAUACUAUGUCACAGUAUCUGUUGUUUUGUACUUUAUACCGAUGAUUGUAAUGACACUCGCAUAUUCUCGUAUUAUAAUGAAAUUAUGGAUGAGUGCGAUACCAGUGGCAAAAAUGGAUAAAAGAGUUGAAGCCCAAGCCAGGGCAAGAAAGAAGGUUAUUGUCAUGUUAGUUGCGAUACUUGUUGUCUUUGCUGUUUGUUGGUUACCAUUUCAAAUAAUAUUACUAUACAGUGAACUACGUUCAAAUAGGGAAGCGCUCGGUGAUUGGUACUAUGACCUGACUUUUGCAGCACGUCUAAUGGCGUACUCCAAUAGUGCCUUGAAUCCACUAAUAUAUACAGGAUUUAACGAGAACUUUAGAAGAGGUAUCCAGCGAGUUUGGCAUUGUGUUUCAUGUAAAGAAAAGACUAAUAUAUACAAUAAUGGCUACUCGUAUGGACAUUCAUAUGGAUCACACGACGCCACGAUGCCAACGUCACUUUAAAGCCAUUUCUAGCUUGUAGAUAUUAUAUGUUGAUAGAAAGAAAUGAAAAAUCAAAAAGAAGAGUUUUAAUGGCAUCAGAAUUUCAUAUAUUUAACAGACAAGCUGUAGAUAUCAGUUCGAUUAAAAUAGCUGUCCAUAUUAAUACGAUCCAAAUACAUUUGUAUUUGUUGAUAUCUAAGAUUAAACGUCAACAGUUGUGUGCAUUCAUUUUCAACUUUAAAAGUUUGGAUAUCCUUGUUAAGAGAUGGACAGAUAGUGAAUUUGAUACAAUAAACAGGGUUGAUUAAUGAAACUUGGUGCUUUAAGCAAAUCAUUAUUUGUUUUAUAAGAGCCAAUCAAUGAUCAUGAUAUGUUGACUUCUAAGUAGAAAAAAAUAUAAUUGGUUGUGCUAUAUAAGGUUUGCCACACAUGCAUUCAUGUAUGACUUCUAUGUAUAACACUCUAUAAAACGUAACUGUAAGAUACAUUAGAAAGUGUAAAACAUACAAACUGAUGUGAUUACACAAGAAACGGGAAUGCAGUUGGUAAAAUAUGAGGAUAAAAAAUGUUCGAUGUUUCAGUACAUGGUCUCAAGUGCGAGGUAAAAAAUUAAGGUUUUGUACUGACAUAUAGUUCACUUUAAUUGUAGAUAAAUACAUUAUUGUAAAUAAACAAGAUUAAGAGAAUACUUGCAUCGCUCAUGUACAAAGGAACCUAUUUUGUUGUUGUGUCCAGUACUUUACCUACUCUGUACACACAAAAAACAAGCAUUGUAUUGUAGGGGUUAUUUAAUUGGGAAAUAUGACUUGUUAAUCACCAAAACAGUCACAUUUAUAACGUGAAGAAUAAGACAAUGAAAAACAAUCGUUACGUUAUAAGGAACUAUAACAUUAUGUAAUGUAAUUAAACUUUAUUUGUUUAUUGAGAAAUCGUAUCAAAAAUAAUUAUUUAGUUAUUAAUGGC
Molecule: messenger RNA, 2247 nt
Organism: Mytilus californianus (California mussel)
Lineage: Eukaryota; Metazoa; Mollusca; Bivalvia; Mytilida; Mytilidae
Product: tachykinin-like peptides receptor 99D
Exons: 5
Coding region: 169-1305 (378 amino acids)
Biological process (GO): G protein-coupled receptor signaling pathway
Cellular component (GO): membrane
Molecular function (GO): peptide binding; neuropeptide Y receptor activity
Source: RefSeq, a predicted model, not a curated record